Aphidius gifuensis is the source of this 2159-nucleotide messenger RNA. RefSeq names its product serine/threonine-protein phosphatase alpha-2 isoform. The transcript is spliced from 5 exons. The record is from RefSeq and is a predicted model, not a curated record. Gene Ontology annotation, molecular function: protein serine/threonine phosphatase activity. Gene Ontology annotation, cellular component: nucleus; cytoplasm. Lineage: Eukaryota; Metazoa; Arthropoda; Insecta; Hymenoptera; Braconidae. The coding region runs from base 737 to 1723 and encodes 328 amino acids.
AGGUUAGACAUAUCAAAACGAUAAGAGUAAUUUAUAACCAAGAGAGAGAUAAAAAAUACAAAAGAACAAGUAAUUACUGCGCAGACUAGAAAAAAUAAAAUAAUCAAAAAAAAUAAUAUAGUAAAAAAAAUUACAAUAUUUAAGCUACAAAAAUAAUAAAAGAAAUAAACAAAUUAAAUUAAAUUAAACAUUACAAAAAGCGAGAUAAAAUUACACGUGAUAAAGAGAAAGAGAGAGAGAGAGAGAAAAAAAUAUAAUCCAAGAAGGACAAGUACAGACAAGUACAAAGGUGUGUGUGUGUGUAAAGUCGGCAUCAUUGGAGUAGUAGUGGUGUAUUGAGUAUUCAACACAGCCAACUUGAUCAAAGUCAGUGUGUGGAAGAGUGUGGAGUGCACGGUUUGUGUUGGGCGGCCAUUGCGUGUUACUUCGUGUUCAUAUUCCCCCAACAAAAAAUUAUUAAAAAAAAAAAAAAGAGAAAAACUCGUGUUAGCGUUACUCCAUUCCUCAACACCCAAAUAAUUAUUUAUAAUAAAAUAUAAAUAAUAAUUAGUGACAUAUUUUUUUUUUUAAUAAAAAAAAAAUUAAAUUUAAUAUAUCAACAGUUUGAUAAUAUAAAUUAUUAUUGUUGAAUAAAGUGGAGUAAGAAAACAAUAAAUAAAAAAAAAAAAAAAAAAGGUUAUUAUUUUUUCAAAGCUAGAACGUGUUUAGCCCGGGACGCGAACAUUAAAACGGCCUGAUGGCUGAAACAGACAAAUUGAACAUUGACAGCAUCAUUGCUCGUCUUCUUGAAGUACGUGGAUCAAGACCUGGAAAAAAUGUACAACUUACGGAAAUUGAAAUACGUGGACUUUGUUUAAAGUCACGUGAAAUAUUUUUGUCUCAACCAAUUCUUCUUGAGUUGGAAGCUCCAUUGAAAAUAUGCGGUGAUAUUCAUGGACAAUAUUAUGAUCUUCUACGACUUUUUGAGUAUGGUGGUUUUCCACCAGAGAGUAACUACCUCUUUUUAGGUGAUUAUGUUGACAGAGGAAAACAAUCAUUAGAGACAAUAUGUUUAUUGCUUGCAUAUAAAAUUAAAUAUCCGGAAAAUUUUUUUCUUCUAAGAGGUAAUCAUGAGUGUGCCUCAAUUAACAGGAUAUAUGGUUUUUAUGAUGAAUGUAAACGUCGUUAUAACAUCAAGCUUUGGAAAACAUUUACUGAUUGUUUCAAUUGUCUACCAGUUGCUGCAAUUGUUGAUGAAAAAAUUUUCUGUUGUCAUGGUGGUUUAAGUCCAGAUUUACAAAGUAUGGAACAAAUAAGACGUAUUAUGAGACCAACAGAUGUGCCUGAUCAAGGUUUACUUUGUGAUCUUUUAUGGUCUGAUCCUGAUAAAGAUACAAUGGGCUGGGGUGAAAAUGAUCGUGGUGUAUCAUUUACAUUUGGUGCUGAAGUUGUUGCUAAAUUUUUACAUAAGCAUGAUUUUGAUCUUAUAUGUCGUGCUCAUCAGGUCGUGGAGGACGGCUAUGAAUUUUUUGCAAAACGACAAUUGGUAACAUUAUUUUCAGCACCAAAUUAUUGUGGUGAAUUUGACAAUGCAGGUGCCAUGAUGUCUGUUGAUGAUACACUUAUGUGUAGUUUUCAAAUAUUAAAACCAGCUGAUAAACGAAAGUUCACAUAUGGUGGACUUAAUUCCGGCAGGCCGGUUACGCCGCCACGUGGACCCAACAACAAAAAUAAAAAAAAGUGAACAAACAACUGAAAAUUAUUUGAGGUUCGACGAUAUAAAUAUUAGGACUUCUUUUUAUUAAUAAUUAAUAAUGAACAAACAAACAAUACAUACACAUACACACUUUUGUUUCCUUUCUGAAUAUCGAAAUGACUAGAAAUAAAAAACGAAAAUGAAAAAAAAAAAAAAAAAAAUAGUAAAAGAUUAAUGAUAAAAAAAAAAAAAAAAAAAUGAAACACUAAAAUGACGUUUUAAAUCCAACUUUUAUUCAUUAUACUCCCCUCUUCUCGGUGAGGAUUACGUGAGAUAAUUAUCUCACCUCUGAGGACAUUUUUUAUUUUAAUUUUUUUUUUUUUUUUUUUUUGUUCAUGUUUUUCAUUUCCUUCUUUUGAUUCUUAUAUGUUACUUGCACAUUCAUACGACGAAGACGAGAUGAAACAUCCGAAGAUAAAUAAAU